Messenger RNA from Melospiza melodia melodia, 4703 nucleotides. It is a transcript of the gene ANKRD27, whose product is annotated as ankyrin repeat domain 27. The record is from RefSeq and is a predicted model, not a curated record. Gene Ontology annotation, biological process: neuron projection morphogenesis; early endosome to late endosome transport. Lineage: Eukaryota; Metazoa; Chordata; Aves; Passeriformes; Passerellidae. Gene Ontology annotation, molecular function: guanyl-nucleotide exchange factor activity; SNARE binding. Gene Ontology annotation, cellular component: late endosome; neuron projection; tubular endosome. Bases 112 to 3300 code for a protein of 1062 amino acids. The transcript is spliced from 30 exons.
CGCGGGGCGGGCCUGCGCCGGGGGAGGCCCGCGGGAGGCGGGACAGCGCGGGCAUGCCUCGGCCCCCCUCAGCCCUAAGCCGAGCAUCUCCUUGGAAUAUCUGAAGUACAUAUGGCUAUGUAUGAUGAAGAUAUCUUGAAAAAUCCCUUUUAUUUGGCCAUUCAGAAGCGACGUCCUGAUCUAUGCAGCAAAGUUGCAGAACUCCAUGGUAUUGUGCUAGUUCCAUGCAAAGGAAGCCUUUCAAGCAACAGUCUUUCUACCUGCCAGUUUGAAUCUUAUGUGCUGAAGCCUCUGGAAGAAAAUUUUCAAACCUUAAAUGGAAAGGAGAUCUUCAUUCAAGGCAACCUCAUCAUUCUAGGAGCUGGUUUUAAUUACACUCUCUCAGUACCUGUUCUCUUUGAGGAAACCUUUUACAAUGAAAAAGAAGAAAGCUUUAGUAUAUUGUGCAUAGCUCAUCCACUGGAAAAAACAGAAAGCUCAAGUGAAUCUACUGCUUCAUCAAACUCCUAUUCUCUUAAGAACAUUGAAGAUGUUAGAGAGUUCUUGGGAAGGCACUGUGAGAGAUUUGAUAAAUACAUAGCAUCUUUCUAUAGAACAUUUAAAGAGCACGAGAGGAAAAGCCUGCGCCACUACAUAGAUUCUGUCAAUGCACUUUAUACCAAAUGUCUGCAGCAUCUUUUGAGAGAUUCGCACUUGAAGAUGCUUGCAAAGCAAGAAGAGCAGAUGAAUCUGAUCAAACAAGCAGUUGAAAUGUAUAUCCAUCAUGCUAUUUACGACCUAAUCUUCAAAUAUGUAGGAACCAUUGAGGCAAGUGAGGAUGCUGAUUUUAAUAAAAUCACGAGGAGCCUUCAAGACCUGCAGCAAAAAGACAUUGGAGUGAAGCCUGAGUUCAGUUUUAAUAUACCACGUGCAAAGCGGGAGCUGGGCCAGUUGAACAAAUGCACUUCCCCUCAACAGAAGCUGCUUUGUCUGCGUAAAGUUGUGCAAAUUAUUAUGCAGUCUCCAAGCCAAAGAGUUAACAUGGAAACCAUGUGUGCAGAUGAUCUUCUCUCUGUUUUGCUGUAUUUGCUUGUAAAAACAGAAAUCCCAAACUGGAUGGCCAACCUGAGUUACAUCAAGAACUUCAGGCUGUGCAGCUCAGUGAAGGAUGAGCUGGGGUACUGCCUGACCUCCAUCGAGGCUGCCAUCGAGUACAUCCGCCAGGGCAACCUCUCGGACAGACCCACAGAAUCUGAGAGUCUGUGUGACAAGCUGCUCUUAAGACAAAGGAUGAACUUGUUGUCCCAGAUGUCUGCUGCACCAAUAGACUGCUUAUUUAAGCACAUUGCUUCAGGUGAUCAGGAGGAGGUGGAGCGGCUGCUCAGUCAAGGUGACAGUGAUAAGGACACUGUACAGAAAAUGUGUCACCCGCUGUGUUACUGUGACAAAUGCGAGAAGCUGGUUUCUGGGAAACUGAACGACCCUUCCAUUAUCACCCCCUUUUCCCGAGAUGACCGGGGGUACACUCCACUUCAUAUAGCUGCUAUUUGUGGUCAGACUUCCUUAGUGGAUUUACUGGUAGCCAAAGGAGCCAUUGUCAAUGCCACAGAUUACCACGGUUCAACUCCCCUUCACCUCGCCUGUCAGAAGGGAUAUCAGAAUGUUACACUGCUCUUAUUGCACUACAAGGCAAGUACUGAUGUUCAGGACAAUAAUGGAAAUACUCCACUUCAUUUAGCCUGCACUUACGGUCAUGAGGAUUGUGUCAAGGCUUUGGUGUACUAUGAUGUGCACUCCUGCAGGCUGGAUAUUGGCAAUGAGAAGGGAGACACUCCUCUGCACAUUGCUGCUCGCUGGGGCUACCAGGGCAUCAUUGAGGUGCUCCUGCAAAAUGGGGCAAACCCAGAAAUUCAGAACAGGAUGAAAGAGACUUGCCUGCAGUGUGCAUUGAAUUCCAAGAUUUUGUCAUUGAUGGAAGCAAACUACCUAACAUUUGAAAGAGGACAGAGUGCUUCUGAGUCACCACUUAGGUCUCCUCAGCACUCAACAGAAACUUUCAGCAGAGGAUCAUCUGUCUCAAGCCUGUCAUCAGCAUCAACUGAUAUUAGGCAAGAAGAAGCAAAAAACAAUUAUAAAGAGGUGGAAAAACUCCUGAGAGCAGUUGCUGAUGGAGAUCUGGAAAUGGUCCGUUAUCUCUUGGAGUGGGUGGAAGAAGACUUGGAAGAUGAGGAUGACACAGCCAGUACAUCAAAACCAGAAUUCUGCCAUCCAUUAUGCCAGUGCUCAAAAUGUGGGCCAGCACAAAAGAAGUUUUCCAAGAUCUGUGCCAACGGGCUGGGGGUGAAUGUUUCCAACCAGGAUGGUUUCACCCCCCUGCACAUGGCUGCUCUGCACGGGCACAGCGAGCUGGCGUCGCUGCUGCUGCGCCACGGUGCCAGUGCCAGCGCCAGGAACACGCAGCUGGCAUCUCCCCUGCACCUGGCCUGCCAGAGGGGACACUCCCAGGUGGUAAAGUGUCUGAUGGAUUACAAUGCAAAACAAAAUAAAAAGGAUAUAUAUGGAAAUACUCCCUUAAUUUAUGCAUGCUUGAAUGGUCACUAUGAGACUACUGCCCUGUUGCUGCAGCACGGAGCCUCGGUGAACCUCUCCGGCAGCAGGGGCAGCACGGCUCUGCACGAGGCCGCGGCGGGCGGCAGCGAGGCGCUGGUGGCGUUGCUGCUGCGGCACGGGGCCCUGCGGCACCUGCGCGACGAGCGCGGCUGCACCGCUGCCGACUGCGCCCAGCCCAAUUCAAACAUCAUGAAGUUGCUAGAAGCAGCACCAAGCUGUCCCCCAACAUCAGCAGAGGGAGAGAAGGAGACUGAGCAGCACGUUACUGGCAAGAUAAGGAAAAAAGUGCAUCCUAAGCCCUGUGAGGAAGCCGAUGAUCCCAUAAGCAGACAGCUCCAACUGCUCCAAUCAAUUAACAGAUUUAACAAAGAAAAACACUUACGGAGAACAAUAACAAGAGAUAAAAGUGUCCCUAAUUUUGACUAUCACUUACUGCACCAGAUGGCUAUUAAAAGCUUUGAUAAAAGCAAAUUAAAAUCUGUUGGAAUGCUGGAGCAGAUCACAGGUCAGGUGACGGACUCGGGGUGCAGCGGUGAGUUUGUGGAGGAUGACGAUGACACGGCAGCUCCUCCCCGGAGUAAAUUACUGCAGCGCAGACACACGGUCACUGUGCCACUGCCGGCAGAGGGCAGCGACAGCGACAGCGGCUCCUCCCGCAGCCCGGCGGUGCCGCAGUCCCCGCACUGGCAGGGCUCGGGUUCACAGCCCUGAAGGGAGGCACGGAGCUGAAGCCCGGAGCUGAGGAAGUUGUGCUGUGAAUUUCGGUGGCCCUUCACUGUGUGUUACUGUCGGUGACAUUCACAGCCCCAGCUCAGAGCAGGCACAGGCUCUGCAGCACAGCUGGAAUGUUCUGGCACCUGGGGCCUGGCUCCUCUGUUCGUGUUGGAGGUGACCACACAGCCAGAUCAUUGCUGAUCUCACUAACAGGGAUGGAACGGGGUAAAGACAGCAAAAUUACUUUCCUAUUAUUAUUAAAAAGUUCUAUGUAACAGUAAACCAAAUGAAACACUGUAUUGUAUUUUUCAGCCACCCACUUUGUUUUAAAAGUCUUUGAAUAAUUUUUGCAUUUUCAGUUUUUAUCACUACAUUCAGAAUUAAAUAUAAAUAUAAAUAUAUUUAUAUAUAUAAAAAGAUAUAUUGGAUAACAAGGUAUUUAUUGCCAGAGGUAAUUGAAAGUCUCUAUUUUUAUUGUAAUGUUACAACCAUUAUAGUGUAUAUUUCUGUAUAUUUCAGUAGCUGGGCAAACAACAGUCCAUAACAUCUGCAUUACUAAUGUGAAGGGAUGUAAUCCUUGCUAAUAUCUCAGCAAUGCUCCCCUGUACUGGAGCUGCAAGAUCAAGUUCUUACAGAGGAGCCAAGAUACUGGGGAAAAGUGGAGAGCCCUUGACACAGCUCAACUUUGGGCCUGCUGUUCACAGCAUAAUAAACAAGCAGAAGCAAGCACAAGGUGCUGCUUGUGUUUUACUGUAGCAUGCAUUUAAGUUGCUUUUCCCCUCCUCUAAAGGAAGUAAUGCAAAAAUGCACAAUUACUCAUGAUUCUGAUCCUGGGCAACAUCCACAGACAAAACUGCUCCAGAGCCUGCUCUGGGCUGCUGUUAGAGAUGAAAUUGCCAUUGUGAAAGGUACUGCUCCCCCCAGUGAGCACUGGCUGCAAUAGGCAAAUCCUGCCCCAUUCCCAGGGGGAUCACUGAGGAACUGAAAGCUGAGGGAACCACCAAGGGGCUGCUUUUAGAUCUAACGUUCAUUUUCUACUGUUCAGUUAUGGGAGGCCAAUCUGUAAAUAGCACAAGCCAGGUUUUGCAGUGCAGGAUUUUUUUAUUCUUGGCUCAUCACAUCCAGCUUGCAUUUUAUUUCAUGAACUAUUAUGUGUACAUAAUUCUCUUUCUUUUAACUGUGGUAUUAGUAAAUUACCUGGCAAAAUACAAAGCUGGAAGAUAGAGUGCUGGGUUUUUCAGAUAACUUUUUAAUCUAAGACGUAAAAUGUCAAAUGACAUUUGGAUUUGAGGGUAAUGUGUUUAUUUUUCUAAUAAUUUAUGAGUUCAUCUGAUUUUCUGAUGUGCCUUGGAUUUGUGCCAAAUGAUGGAAAGAAAAACUAGUAAAAGAACUCUUGAAAA